AUGAAGAUGGUCUCAGCACUGCUUCUGCUGAGCACCCUCCUGGGUACCCCCGCGGCACCUUCCCGGCAUCCCUCUUGUUACAGGAGAGCCCUCAAAGACCACAACUGUGAAAGCAUCUCUGAAGGCAGGGAGAACCUUCGUCGAAUCACUGAUGGUCUGCAGAAUCACUUUUGGGAAGGGAAGGGCUGUGACAUGAUCUGUUACUGCAGCUGGAAUGAAUUGCUCUGCUGCCCAAAGGAUAUUUUCUUUGGACCAAAGAUAUCUUUUGUGAUUCCCUGCAACAGUUGGUGA
Messenger RNA from Nestor notabilis (Kea), 291 nucleotides. It is a transcript of the gene SCRG1, whose product is annotated as stimulator of chondrogenesis 1. The transcript is spliced from 2 exons. The record is from RefSeq and is a predicted model, not a curated record. The coding region runs from base 1 to 291 and encodes 96 amino acids. NCBI's taxonomy places the organism in Eukaryota, Metazoa, Chordata, Aves, Psittaciformes, Psittacidae.